UAGUAUAUAGAUUAUUGAGAAGAAUAGUUUUGUCAAAAAAAACGAUCCGGCCUAGAAGUGUGGGCGUGGGUGUGGUGCGCCUCUGACUAGAAGAGAUACACCGACACCCACACCCACACCCCACGCCCUAGAGAGAGACCUCGCAGUGUGGGUGUUCAGUGUGCGUGCCAACGGGAAUCAAGCGCAUGCGCAACCCGCAGCUUAGAUCUCUCUUACAAAGCUAUAGACCCGCACCCGCACCCACACCCUCACACCCAGAUGCAGACCCAGACCAACCCGGACCCACACUCCACAGCCAAUAUGAAAAUUUCCAACAAAAUAAUUGCUUGUGUGAAUUGUGACAAUUUUUCGUGCAAUUACGGUAGUGCGUCUAACACGAUAGAGGAAGAUUUUCAUGCUUGAACAGGUUGCACAUUCUGUUUCGUGGCAAUUUCCAACUAUUCUCCUUCAUACCUCAGUGGUCGGCUCCGGGGCCAGGCAACGAAAAAACAACGUCAUAUAUUUUUUUAUUCAUGACAAUCGCUCGGAAGUGACACAAUGUCAUGCCUGAGUGGACUCUUCUCUUCGAUUAUAUAUAUAAUAGAAGCGCAAGUUAGCUAAAGCGUUUUAUUGGUGAAAAAUACAGUACCGCAUAUCGUCUACGUGUUUUAACAGGCAACUGCUUUUAAACGAACAGACAAGUGACGUGACCGCCAACAAAAUGAGUUCGCGACCUAAUCAGAUUAUUUAUGACAGUGGCAGUAGUAAUUCCAGUGGUUCUAGUUCUAGUGGUUCUAGUUCUGGUGAUUCUGGUAGUUCGGUUAUUUAUGAUAAUAGUGGUAGCUCUUCUUGUGGUAGUAGUGGUGGUGGCGGUGGUGGUUGUGGUGGCGGUGGUGGUUGCGGUGGCUCUUAA
Molecule: messenger RNA, 892 nt
Organism: Rotaria socialis
Lineage: Eukaryota; Metazoa; Rotifera; Eurotatoria; Philodinida; Philodinidae
Source: the annotation of a GenBank genome assembly